AUGAUUUGUAAGCCUAUUGAAGGAUCGACCAGCAGCAGCAGCACCAGUAGCAGUACGAGCACGAGUACAAGCACAAGCACCAGUACCAGCAGUAGCAGCACCAGCAGUAGCAGCAGCAGCAGUAGAAGCAGCUGCAGCAGCCUGGAGGGUGGGCGGAAUGUCAACUUAGAGCUGUCCUUUGAGUACCUCAUGAGUCGUGAGGACAUGCGGUGGGUGACAGUGACAAGCCCCCAGGCUGUCCUCAUGUCCAUGUGCCUCCAGGGAAUGGUGCAAGAGCUCCUUACGCGCAAACGUGGACACAAAGUCCGGACUCCGAGCAAGCGGGUUCGCAAAGGUAGUCUUUCAUAUAUGCGAAGAGAUGGAAGCAGCACACAAGUGACACUUAACCAUACGGGCGAGAACCUGCCAAUGGAUGGAGCCACCCAGUCUCCCAUCGGCGAACUGUCCCUCAGUCGGCUGAGCGAACGUCUGAGUGACCUCACUCCUCGACAACCGUCCGCACUCAGCUAUGCGCACCAAUGGAGAAGCCGAGCCAAGCACAGUGGAAAAUGA
This is a messenger RNA of Penaeus monodon (black tiger shrimp), 552 nucleotides long. Its product is annotated as probable serine/threonine-protein kinase dyrk2. Bases 1 to 552 code for a protein of 183 amino acids. The record is from RefSeq and is a predicted model, not a curated record. The transcript is spliced from 4 exons. Lineage: Eukaryota; Metazoa; Arthropoda; Malacostraca; Decapoda; Penaeidae.